This is a messenger RNA of Cladophialophora psammophila CBS 110553, 1815 nucleotides long. RefSeq lists its product as uncharacterized. The transcript has a single exon. The record is from RefSeq and is a predicted model, not a curated record. Lineage: Eukaryota; Fungi; Ascomycota; Eurotiomycetes; Chaetothyriales; Herpotrichiellaceae. Bases 1 to 1815 code for a protein of 604 amino acids.
AUGCAAGCGAACGGAGCGUACAGCCUCUACACCCAGGCAGGCGGCUCCGAAAUGAUUAUCACCUCUCUGAACUAUCUCUUUGAUUUACUGAGUGCAUUUCAAUUCAAUAGUAAGGUGGACUUGCUCAAAUAUUGGCUGGUGGAGGCCCAAAAGAUCGAAAACUUCUGCGAUGCAAUUAGGCGCAGCGUCGCAAUGACGUCCGAUGUGCAAUCUCUCCUCGAAAAGCGAAUGAUCAUAUCUGGGCAUCAGUACCGGAAACUAUACGACAAUGCAUUCACCGCUUGCAUGAUCACCGACGAUGCAGCCGCAGCCUGGCAAUGGGUUCAAAAGUCAAAGGCACGGAGCUUAUCGGAUGUUUUUGGCAUCCGAGCUGUGUUGCCAGUCUCACUCCUCGCGGCCAUUAAAGCCGACAGUGAAGCUCAUGCUUUGUUCGAGAAAGAGCGUCUCCUUGGAGCGGCAGCUCUAAAGACGGGGCCGUUGGAAUACCUCAAUGCAAGGCGGCAGGCUGAGGAGGUUCGACUUCGUAUGAAAGAGCACCCGCUAUUAGCACAAGCGCUGAACAUUCGUGAAGGCGCCUUCGAUAUUGGCUUUUCCCAGGUAGCACUCGGUGAGGCCCUCGACUUGUCCGGUGGGACCUGCGAAAAUGUCAAAUAUGUGGAGUGGUAUAUACCACACCGACCGUCAUCUGAGACCAAGAUUGUCGUUCUCGUCAGGGCCUUGGAUGGUGAUACUACUAUGCGGGAGCUGAAUAUUACCACAGGCAGCAUCGAGUCCUGGAUCAAGCGUCGACUCGUGUACCCUCGUGAAGCAAAGGCACCGCUUGGAGAAGCGUCCGCUCGGGCGAGAUUGAAAGAACUUGGACCGUUGGUCAAUGACCUCCUGCAAUUGACAAACGAAGAAGAUCUAUUGAUCUUGUCCCCGUCUGGCAUUCUGAAUCACAUACCGAUACACGCCCUUUUCCUGGGAGAUAAGACAUUGAUUGAGCGAAAUCUCAUUGUCUACUCUUCCAGUUCAGCCAUAUUCCGUCAUGCAUACAUGAGAGCGGUAUCCCAGGCCACAAACCCUUCCCAUCCGAACGACCGUGCUUCACUUCUUACGGUCUACGAAAGCGACGGUGCACGAGGACGAGACGAGCGCGACGCAAUCUACAAGCACGCAGAAACCCUCUCAAAGACGAUGGUCUUUCAAGUCCGGACAGCGGAGGAGGUAAGCAAAGCCUCGUUCAAGGAAGCCGCAGCCUCGUCGGACUGGAUCCACUAUCAUGGACAUGCACUGUUCAACAAACGUGACGUCCUUCGAUCAUGCCUCGUCCUAGCCGGAGGUCUAGAAGAAGCGCAAGCGUUAGCGGACACAACACAUCUAUCUGCCACCGAAGCCUCAAACACCAGCAAGAAUCUCACCGUAUCAGACAUUUUUGACAUUGACAUGCAGGUUUCCGCUCCACAUGUGACGGUUGUUGCCUGCGACUCUGGCACCCAAGACAUUGCGGCGGGGGAUGAGCCUCUUGGGAUCAUUCCAGCACUUCUUUAUGCUGGGGCAACAUCCGUCAUUGGGACGCUCUGGCCAGUCGAGAGCGCCGCUGCGCGACGAUUUAGCGAAUUAUUCUAUUCUAAUCUGCGGACGCAGAUUGAGGCCAAGCCACGGGUGAAAGUGAUGGUGCUGAACCUGGCGCAGGCGCUUCGAAUCACCAUCUGUGAGAUGAUGCGCAAGGACAACUCAGAAACCAAGGCGCCAGUGCAUUGGGCCCCAUAUGUACUGCAUGGUUGUUGGUUUCGAGGAUAUCGAUCACCAACCACGAUGGAAGCAAGCGACUGA